Vidua macroura (Pin-tailed whydah) is the source of this 11410-nucleotide messenger RNA. It is a transcript of the gene BCL9, whose product is annotated as BCL9 transcription coactivator. Gene Ontology annotation, biological process: positive regulation of transcription by RNA polymerase II; canonical Wnt signaling pathway. The record is from RefSeq and is a predicted model, not a curated record. Lineage: Eukaryota; Metazoa; Chordata; Aves; Passeriformes; Viduidae. Gene Ontology annotation, cellular component: beta-catenin-TCF complex. The coding region runs from base 6504 to 10772 and encodes 1422 amino acids. The transcript has 9 exons. Gene Ontology annotation, molecular function: transcription coactivator activity; beta-catenin binding.
AUAGCAAGAAUUUAACCAUUCGCUUUAAUGGGCCAGUCUGCAGUACAGUGGGGGCUUGGUUUCUUUGUGCACAGUCUAGAGGGGAAUUCACGCCGAAGUUGUUUAUAUUUUUUGUAGCCUUGAAGGAGAGACAUAAGCAAAAUUUUACCGUCAAACAACUCUGUGCUGCCUGUAAGGGCAGCCUGAGUGGAAUCUGUCCAUGUUGCUGGCCUGUUGUGCAGCAGGCGGGUACCCUGAGCAGCUGGAUGCUGGAGGAGCAGUGCUGGAAGGCACAAAAAGCCCGUUAUGUCAGGAGAGCUGUUGUAUGUGUUGGCGACAGAUGACUUCUUCUGUCUGUCUGAGGGCAGACUUAGCCUCCUAUUUAUCCUGUGAGAAGGAUGCUUCUAAUGAGAGGUGCUUUCUUCAUCUGGUCCUGGCUUUCUCAGAAAUGUUGCUUUGGGAAUGAAAUUUUGUUUGCUCGGUUUUACACCAUGGAGGUGCACAUGCAUGCCCCAGUGCUGUGGGCAGGCAGCACAGAGAACGUGGCUGUGUAAGGGGGCUUGAUGGCUUGUACCAGGCUCAGCAGGUGGCUGAAAGGAAGCAGGAGGUGAGUUUGGCAAUUUUGUGAGCUGCUGCCAUGUCUGUUCUCAUUGAUGUCAAAGAUGGCCAUACACAUACAAAGGGAAUGUAAAGUCAUGGCUGAGAAUCUUAAAAGGUUCAAGGGUCAGGCAAUUCCAAAGGCAAAUUCUCCUGGCAGCACCACAGCACUCGGUGUGUGUUAGCAGUUCCCUGUAAAGCAUGGGGACCAUGUGGUGGAAGCAGUAUUCCUGUGCAAUCAUUGGUUCUGAAGUCUUCUCUGUGCCAAAAUUUCCCACCUUUGUUUGGUAUGAAUUCAUAUUUUUCCAUGUGUUGCAUGAGCAUAUGCUCCCCCAGAUUCUGUUUACCUGAUUUCCCUUCUGAAUCAGUAUCUGUUCUCUCCCUCGUUUUCUUCUACCUGUGUUUUUUUAAUCAUAGGAGAUAGAGAUGAGCAUUUAUCUCUAUGGCUGCAUGAUAUUUGCCUCAUACCUGCUUAUUGACUUGAGAAAAGACUUUCUAAAUAGGGCAAGAGCGUCCUGCAACUGGAAUCUUUUAAUACACGGGAUUUGUUCAUCGCAUCAGAGUUUUUGAUGGGAGAUAAUGUCUUCAAGUGGGGCAGAUCAACUAGAAGUCUCUGUGGAUGUCCAGAAGAAUAUUUUAACCACAGGCACAGUCCCAUGUUCCAGCCCAAACCUGAUUAAAGCUCAGAUUGUUUGGGUGUUCGCGUGAACAGGAAAACACCACAUCAACUGUUUCUCUCUUUUCAGUGCAGACAGGAAAGCGAGAGCAGGGCCUUUCUUGCCCAGGUGAAUUUGCCUUCAUCUGCACACUGUUGCCUUGGGGUGAUGUGCAGCCAGUGCUGGUCAAAUCCAUCAGCCAGUCUCAUUCCCAGCUCAGCUCCAUGCCCUGUGCAGCCAGCCGGAUAGUAGUCAUUGCUGUAGGUGACUUACAGGUAGUUUUUUUCACCAACACUGGGAACAGAGGUGGGGUUUGCAUAUGUGUGUGUUUUGGGGGGAUGUGUGUGACUAUAUGUGGAUAUUGACAUUGGUAUAGGUAGAGAGGCAUUUCCCUCCUCUGGGAGGCUGUGAAGUCCCACCCACGAUGGGAUGCAGAGGGACUGUCCACAUGAAAUAUGUUAAAAAUAUUCUCUGGUGGUUUGCAGGAUGGAGGCUCAGCAAAACUGGAGACUCGGGUUAAUGUCUAAUACUAAAAGAAACUGAACAAGAAAGAAAGCCACAACAAUCUCUCCCCCUCCCCCAGGCCUGAUUUCCUAAUCUUUUAGGAAUGAUUUACAAUAAAUAAAAGAUUUUUUGAAAGAAGUUUUUUUUUUCCAAGUUAACAAUAGAUGUUAAAGUACCCCUCCCUGUGGUCCUUUCCCAUUUCUUUCACACUGUCCAGCUUUAGACUUCAUCCUGCAGCAAGAUUCAUGAAGGCAACUCCCCUGUGCCCAUGCAGAGAGAUCACGGCGGUAUGCAAACCAUAAUCACCUGGAUUCCUUACAGAAAUGGGUUGUUUCCUUUCGAGAAGGCUCAUUAGAGCAUGCAGCAGUGUAAACCUGAAAGCUUGUAAGAAAAUGGUUUCAUAGAGACUGAUCUCUCUUGUCCCACAGCUCCUCUGAUCAUUUACACGGGAGCACAAAAGAGGGCAAAAACCCGCCAAACCUAAAGCAAACAAACAAAGCAAAACAUCCACCUAAUGGUGUGUGUUCUAAUUUCCAACAGUGAUGGUGUUUUACACCCACUUUGUGCAGGUGUACACGAAUGCGGGGUCGGGAAGCAGUGUAGAGAGCAAAGCUCUGAAGGAGUUAGUGGAGCUUCCCUGCUGGAAGGUUAUAAUCGCACUGAAAGAGGGAAAUCUUGCCUCGGUAGACGGGAAAUAUGUGAUGCAAUUUCAGCACAGAGUUGCUAGAGAUAGAAUAGCCCAUAAACUAAAAAAAAAAAAAAACUGUAGGGAACACGUUGCAUGGCCCAAAUGUGCCAUGUCGAAGCUAAUAGCAAGGGAUCCCGUGACUGCAGGAGCAACAAUGUACUGGCUACAUGAUGCAUGGUGUUGACAUCCUUUACCUGCAAGGAGAAGUGCCCGUCCAUGAUUCUGGGAGUAGGGACUGUUGGCAUAUUCUUCCUACUGCUGACAGCUUUCCUUGAGGCAAGGUUUUUUAAACAGUAUUGAUUGAAAAGGCCCAACCUACUGUUGUAUUUGAGGUGAAAGUGUUUCACGUGGAAUGACUGUGUGUGUGGCUGGAGAAGGCUCCACUUUGGAGAGUUGAUGGUGAGGAGCAGGGUGUGACUUCAGAAAAGGGUAAUGUCUCCAGCCUUGACAUGCUGAGGAUCCAUGUCUCCAUUUCACCUUCCCUCAGUCCCAUCUUCAAAAGUUCCUGUUUCUCAGAUGUUUCCACCUCCUCCAGUUGUGCCAGUUCAGCUGCUUGUGGGGAUGAAAUCUACAUCAGGGCUGGUCUGGUGUUAAGGUUUUUUUCUUGUUAGUAGGGCUUUUAAAAAAAAGUUGGGUCAUUUAAACAGCUCACCUAUGCAUGUAGCUACAUAAAUAGUUUAACUGGCACAAGUGAGCGGCAAUAACUGAGAGAGCAUGGCAGGAUCCUCUGAAACUGGGUCUGCUGCAGAUGGAACAGUGAAACAGAGCCACAGCCCUACACGCUCUCAAUGUUAUUUGCAUGAGUAGCUCCAUUGUGCUUCAGUGGGACUCUACUUACACAUGUAAAAUUAAGUGUUUGCAGGGCCAGGCCCUUGAAGAGAAUAAAAGCCGCGAUCGGGGUGUGCCAUGCUCUGAACCAUGUACAGAAAGUGUCAUGCAAAUGUAUUUUGCUGGCUGGGCUAUCUUGUCUGGUCUGUCUGCUCUGAAGAACCAGAGCUCCUGUGGCAGCUUUCCUUAGGCUUGGUUUGCUCUAAUGGAAGAGGGCCCUGCUUUUGAAUAGACGGGCUGAUCUCCUGCCCUCGCUGCAGACAGGGAGUUGUGAGGAAAGCGUACACAGUGUGGUGAGAGCUGUAAUGCUUCCAAGAUGUUCUUGGAUUUGCCGGAGUGCUCUAAAGAGUCGGGACAGCUGGUUUCUCUGGGGCAGCUUUUAUGCGCUUGGUCAAGGAGGGCAAGGCCCCAAUACAGGGGGCUGUUCUCGAGGCUGGUGGGGACAGUCCCACCACAUCUGGGGCUCUGCUACCUGAAAUCCCGACUUACAACCAGUUAGGAUCGUUUUGGAGACUGUUGUUGUCAGUUCCCAUGGUAAAACCCUUCAAGGACAGCCUUGGGAAUUCACUGCUGUGGCAGAUUCCCAAAGGUGGUGGGUGAAGCUGCAACUUAACUCUUGCGAGUGAAGCAAAUCACCUUGAUCGCUGCUCUCUGGAGCCCCAAAGAGAGGAAGGAAGAGACUUAAAGCCGUUGAAGGGGAGAGGCUUGGUGUGGUUAUUUGAGACCGCUGCCUGCAGAGUUGCACAGUCAUUUAUAACUGUUUGAAAUGUGGGGGGAUGGGGUCGGGGGGAUGGGAGGGGAGUCGAGGAACCACAGCAUCUGCAAACUAGUAGCAUUUUGCGCUCGUUUUACCCGGUCUAACUCCUAAAGGGACCAGACAGCGAAGUACUGGGUCGGAGGAGGGAGAACAAAAAAGGCAGUUCGCUAACUCCUUGUAUUUUAUCACCGCUGUUGCAUGUGUCGGGAUUUGAGGCACAGGGCAGGAUUUUCAAAGGUACAUUUGGAAAACGGAAGUUGGGUGCCUGGCUUCCUUAGGCUCCUUAGAAAAAUCCCAGCCUCUGCUGCCCAGGGCAAACAACUUCCUUUUAAGCAAAGCACGAUGGGUUCCUGGUGUCGGUGAGAGUGGGACUGGGUCUUCUGUCGGAAGCACUGUGAGGUACAUUCUCUUCCUUGCACCAUGCUGGGCUGCCUGGCCGGCAUGGUGGGAUGCGUGAAGGACAGGAGGAAUUGCGGGUGUUGCAUUAAAAGAGACACGUAUCAAUGUAUAAAUGGGCGAAGUUUAAACAUCGCUUAAAGGAGCAUGUGGAACCGAUGGCAGCAAAGGUGGUGGUUCCAGUUUCACGGACACUUCAGCUGUAGAAGGUGCUGGCCGCCAUCACUGGAAAGAUGCAGGUGGGGCUGGCGACAUUGGGUGGAAGGACUUGUCAGGGAUCAGAUUUCCACCUUCGGGUCGGGUCGUGGAUCCUGGGAACUUGUAGCCCCAGGGACUUGUCUAGAAAAGGUGUCAGUGGGCUGAAAGUCUGUCCAGCGGGAAGUGCUUCGGAUCUCGGGUCUGCAAACCAGAAGGGACUGAAACCCCACUAUUAAGAAGUAUCUCCCUGAAGGAAGAGUAUCUAUUUGGGGUAAGAGGUGAUAAUUAGAUACUGUUGCAAUGCUCAGGAAGCUGUGAAGAGUUCUCCAGCAGUAUUUGCGAGUGACCAAGGACAAGGGAAGGAGAAGAGAGGGACAAAAAGAGAAAAAGGGAUUGAGGGCUGAGCAAAGAGAGGAGGUGGUUUUAUCUGCCAAGAGCAACGCCCAGCGUGAAUGUUGCGCUAAAAGGGUCUUCUUCCAAAGACUUGAGUUACUUAAAAGUGGGAGUUGGACAAAGAAUGGGUCGUUUGAGGAUAAAAGGGGAGGGAGGACACUGCAUUUCUGUUCCCUGAUGUUGUAUUGGCUAAACAGGUUAUUCAGGCAGCGCGGAUAAGCAAAACUGAUCCGCUGACUUUCUCUGUUCGGCUGCAUCGGUGUGCCACCGGUGGCUUGGAAACCUCUUCCUUACGGCCACGAGAUCGCCCAUUUUAAGAACAUUUUGUGGAAGGUGAAGGAUUAGUGGAUUUUGAAAGCCGUCUUUUCACAGAGUAAGUCUCAGACUGAAAAGGGCGGGGGAUUGCUAAAAAUUUUCAAAACUCUUCACUGCCAGUUUGAAACCAAACUACAUUGAUGUCUAAUCCCCCAAACACGGAGCAUUUGUCCAGGAUGGGGCCCUUGAGCAUUUUUAGGAGUUGAUAGGUUGUGUCUGUUUGCCAUUACUGCCUGGUCCCUCCCUGUUCAGUUCCAGGCUUCUGCUUAUCCCGGCGCUUUCUCUCAUCAGAAUAAAGCCCCCAGGUCACUCGGCGGGUGGGCAGUCGGGGUGCUCAGCCCCCGGGCAGGAGGGACGCUCUUCUCCUCCGCAAACUCCCUCCGCUCUCAUCCCGCAUUCUUCAGAAACGUGCGGAAGGGACAUGUGCCAGCGGCCCGGGCCGCUCCACGAUGGUCCAGCGGCUCCCCCGGCCGUGCCAUCGGGCUGGCGGCGAUUCCCGGUGGCCGCCUGGGGUCCCCAGGGCGCGUGGACUGCCCCUCGCCGGGGGGGGGGAGGCUGAGGCGGGGGUACCACGGCACCGGGGUGGGCCUGGGCAGGCCGGUGCCGAGGAGGGCGGGCAGGGCAGCAGACUGGGGCCGGGCGGCGCCAUCCCCUAUCCCGCAUCCCGUAUCCCGCAUCCCCUCCGGGGCGCCGCGCGCGCUGCCCCUCAGGGGCCCCGCGCGCCGUUUCCGUUAAGGGGGUGCCGCCGUUGGGGGGGGGGGGGGGGGCAGGGUGAGGGCGGGCCCCCCGCGCGCGCCGCCUCAGGGGGGAGCGGCAGGGCCCCUCCCCGGCCCCACCGGGGGCGCCUCCCCUGCGGUGACUGUUUUUUGUGAGACAAGUGGUUUGCAACUCAUGGCCUCCAUGAUGAGUACUGCAGUGUCGUGACACCAGGGGUCUUGUGUGCCCUGGAGAUGCGAGACUUCCCCUGGGCAGCAGGAGGCACGCAUCUAGAGAAUGCUGCAGCUGCAGGAGGGAAGUGCCCAGUGCAAAAGCAGCGAGGAGCAAAGAGAAAAAAGGCAAGCAGGCAGCCAGCACUGAGAGAAGCGGGUGGCAGAAAGUGCUUCGACGCUGCCUCUGGCGGCACGCUCCCCAGAGGAACUUGACGAGAACCCAUCUGCGUGUGUGUGAGACUGUGAGCUCAGGAUUUCUGUCAAUGCAUUCCAGUAACCCCAAAGUGAGGAACUCCCCGUCAGGCAACACACAGAGUAGCCCCAAAUCAAAGCAGGAGGUGAUGGUCCGUCCCCCUACAGUGAUGUCCCCGUCUGGCAACCCUCAGCUGGAUUCCAAAUUUUCCAACCAAGGCAAACAAGGGGGCUCCACCAGCCAAUCCCAGCCCUCUCCCUGUGACCCCAAAAGUGGAGGUCACACCCCCAAAGUGCUCCCGGGCCCGGGUGGGAGUAUGGGGCUGAAGAACGGGGCUGGAAAUGGUGCCAAGGGGAAGGGGAAGAGAGAGAGGAGCAUUUCGGCAGACUCUUUUGAACAGAGGGAAGCUGGGACUCCUAAUGAUGACCCAGAAAUCAAAGACUGCAAUUCUGCUGAUCAUGUGAAGUCCCAGGAGUCUCAGCACACACCACACUCCAUGACUCCUUCAAAUGCUUCAGCCCCAAGGUCUUCCACACCUUCCCAUGGUCUGACUGCCACUUUGGAACCAGCAAGUGGGCAGAAGACUCCAUCCAAAGUGGUUUACGUCUUUUCUACUGAGAUGGCCAACAAGGCUGCAGAAGCUGUGCUGAAGGGACAGGUGGAAACCAUCGUGUCCUUUCAUAUCCAGAACAUCUCAAACAGCAAGGCGGAACGAAACACUGUACCCUUGAAUCCUCAGAUCACUGCACUUCGGACUGAACCCAAGCCCCUGCCACAGCCCCAGCCCCCUGCUGCCCAGGACCAGAACCCUCCCCAGAACGCCAAAAUGCAGCCGACUCCACCCGUGUCAGCGCCAGUAUCCAAACCCACUGGCCCCCCAUGUCCCAUAGAUCAGGACAGUCCCAGUGUGGAAAGCAAAGUGAUGUCUGUGGGCAGCCCUGCCAACUCUACCCCGUUGCAGACAGAAGGAUUCGGGCAGAGUUCAACCCCCAAUAAUCGAGCAGUUAGCCCAGUUUCCCAAGGUAGCAAUAGCUCUGCUGCGGACCCCAAAGGUCCUCCCCAGCAGGGGUCUGGUGGGGACCCAUCCAGUUUGGGUGAGAAUCCCGAUGGACUGUCACAGGAGCAGCUGGAGCACCGAGAGCGCUCGUUGCAGACCCUGAGAGACAUCCAGCGCAUGCUCUUCCCUGAUGAGAAGGAGUUUGCAGGAGGACAAAGUGGAGGGCCACCCCCAAAUGCUGGGGUGCUGGAUGGUCCCCAAAAGAAACCUGAAGGGCCGAUACAGGCUAUGAUGGCUCAAUCCCAAAGUUUAGGCAAAGGGUCGGGGUCUCGGACAGAUGGAGGGGCUCCGUUUGGCCCUCAAGGACACAGGGACAUGCCUUUUUCCCCAGAUGAAAUGGGGCCACCACCAAUGAACUCCCAGUCAGGAGCCAUAGGUCCAGACCACCUGGACCAUAUGACUCCUGAGCAGGUGGCCUGGCUCAAGCUGCAGCAGGAGUUUUACGAGGAGAAGAGAAGGAAGCAAGAGCAGGUGGUUGUGCAGCAGUGUUCCCUGCAGGACAUGAUGGUCCACCAGCAUGGUCCUCGUGGGGUGGUCCGAGGUCCUCCCCCUCCCUACCAGAUGACGCCUGGUGAGGGUUGGGGACCUGGGGGUCCAGAGCCCUUCCCUGAAGGCAUGAACAUGUCACACUCUUUGCCCCCCAGGGGCAUGGCCCCUCAUCCCAACGUGCCCGGGAGCCAGAUGCGCCUGCCUGGUUUUGCAGGAAUGAUGAACCCUGACAUGGAAGGCCCCAAUGUCCCGAAUCCCGCCUCACGGCCUGGGCUUUCAGGAGUUAGUUGGCCAGAUGAUGUGCCAAAAAUCCCAGAUGGGCGAAACUUCCCUCCUGGUCAGGGUGUCUUCAGUGGCCCUGGCCGAGGGGAGCGGUUCCCAAAUCCGCAGGGCCUGCCUGAAGAGCUCUAUCAGCAGCAGCUGGCUGAGAAACAGAUGGGCCUUCCUCCUGGUCUGAACAUGGAAGGCAUCAGGCCUGGCAUGGAGAUCAACAGAAUGAUGCCCUCCCAGAGACACAUGGAGCCUGGGAACAACCCCAUCUUCCCUCGCAUGCCGGUAGAAGGACCGAUGAGCCCCUCUAGGGGGGACUUCCCAAAAGGAAUACCCCCACAAAUGGCUUCUAGCAGGGAGCUGGAGUUUGGGAUGGGCCCCGGCAGCAUGAAGGGGGACAUGAGCAUGAAUGUCAGCAUGGGCUCCAACCCACCCCUGGUCCCUCAGAAGCUGAGGGAGGCAGGAGUCGGGCCGGAAGAGAUGAUGAAGCUGCGCCCUGGUGUCUCGGAGAUGCUCUCCUCUCAGCAGAAAAUGGUGCCGCUGCCGUUCGGGGAGCACCCGCAGCAGGAGUAUGGCAUGGGUCCCAGGCCUUUCCUUCCCAUGUCUCAGGGCCCAGGAGUCGGUCUCCGGAAUCUCAGAGAACAGAUUGGGCCCGACCAAAGGACUAACAACCGGCUCAGCCACAUGCCGCCACUACCUCUCAAUCCCACCAGUAACCCGAAUAGCCUCAACACUGCUCCCCCUGCGCAGCGCAGCCUCGGCCGCAAGCCCUUGGAUAUCUCUGCAGCCGGUCAGGUGCAUUCGCCAGGAAUCAACCCCCUGAAGUCCCCCACGAUGCGCCAGGUCCAGUCUCCCAUGAUGGGGUCUCCCUCGGGGAACCUCAAGUCCCCUCAGACGCCCUCCCAGCUGGCAGGAAUGCUCGCGGGCCCCACUGCUGCAGCUGCUGCUGCCUCCAUUAAAUCCCCCCCUGUCUUGGGGUCUGCUGCUGCUUCUCCUGUCCACCUCAAGUCUCCGUCUCUCCCCGCACCUUCUCCUGGAUGGACUUCAUCUCCAAAGCCUCCUUUGCAGAGCCCUGGGAUUCCCCCGAACCACAAGGCGUCUCUAACCAUGUCUUCUCCAGCCAUGCUGGGGAACGUGGAGUCGGGCGGUCCACCUCCUUCCACAGUCAGCCAGUCUGCUCCUGCGACUCUCCCUGGAAAUCUUCCCUCUAGCAGUCCUUACACAAUGCCUCCAGAGCCAACCCUCUCCCAGAAUCCCCUCUCCAUCAUGAUGUCCAGGAUGUCCAAAUUUGCCAUGCCCAGCUCUACGCCACUCUAUCAUGAUGCCAUCAAAACUGUGGCCAGCUCAGAUGACGACUCCCCUCCAGCACGCUCCCCAAACUUGCCACCUAUGAACAGCGUACCAGGAAUGGGCAUUAAUUCUCAGAAUCCUCGAAUUUCAGGUCCAAACCCAGUGGGUCCAAUGCCAACCCUUAGCCCAAUGGGAAUGACCCAGCCUCUUUCCCAUAACAACCAGAUGCCCUCUCCAAAUGCUAUGGGACCCAAUAUACCUCCUCACGGGGUCCCCGUGGGACCCGGCCUGAUGUCACACAACCCAAUGAUGGGGCAUGGUUCCCAGGAGUCUCCAAUGGUACCUCAAGGACGCCUGGGCUUCCCGCAGGGGUUUCCUCCCGUACAGUCCCCUCCACAGCAGGUGCCAUUCCCACACAACGGGCCCAGCGGUGGACAAGGCAAUUUCCCAGCGGGAAUGGGCUUCCACGGAGAAGGACCUCUGGGGCGUCCUAGCAACCUGCCCCAAAGUUCGACAGAUCCAGCACUUUGCAAGACUGGAGGCCCUGGAGGUCCAGACUCCUUCACUGUUCUUGGAAACAACAUGCCUUCGGUUUUCACUGAUCCAGAGCUGCAGGAGGUGAUCCAUCCUGGAGCCACGGGAAUACCUGAGUUUGACCUGUCCAGGAUUAUCCCAUCGGAGAAGCCCAGCCAGACACUACAGUAUUUCCCUCGUGGGGAGGUGCCAGGCCGCAAGCAGCCGCAGGGUCCCGGGCCUGGCUUCUCCCACAUGCAGGGGAUGAUAGGAGAGCAGACUCCAAGGAUGGGACUAACAUUGCCCGGCAUGGGGGGCCCCGGGCCGGUGGGAACUCCGGAUAUCCCUCUCGGCACGGCUCCGUCCAUGCCCGGUCACAACCCGAUGAGGCCGCCGGCCUUCCUGCAGCAGGGCAUGAUGGGGCCGCACCACCGCAUGAUGUCACCAGCACAGCCCGCCAUGCCCGGCCAGCCCGCGCUCAUGAGCAACCCCGUGGCCGCCGUGGGCAUGAUCCCGGGCAAGGACCGAGCCCCCGCCGGGCUGUACAGCCACCCGGGCCCUGUGGGGUCACCUGGGAUGAUGAUGUCAAUGCAGGGCAUGAUGGGACCCCAACAAAACAUCAUGAUUCCCCCCCAGAUGAGGCCCCGAGGUAUGGCUGCUGAUGUUGGCAUGGGAGGAUUUAGCCAAGGCCCUGGAAACCCAGGGAACAUGAUGUUUUAAGCUGCUACCAUAAGACUGGAUGUUCUGAUCCUUGUCAAGAUGAGAUUCCAAGUCCUGAGGGCUUUUUUGGGAGCUUCAGGAGUACAGUUUGGCCAUGCAAUAGGUGAAAAGAGACCAGAGGAUGCUUUGGGAAAUCUCGAAUGUAUGGAAUUACCUGAAAAAAAAAAAUUCAUUUUAACAGGUUGUUUUUUUUUUAAGAUUUAUUUUUUAAAAAUUAUUUUUGUGGACUUGGGUAUCCCGUGACGGCACCUGCUUUGAGAAUCUGUAGCUGUAUUUUGAGAAUUGCCAUUUGUCACAAGUUGCACCAUUCUCUGUAUGUUUACGUCCUUCGGACUGGCUUCUCCCAGGACUCUCGGUUAUUUUUGGGGUUUUUUGUGUACUGUACUAUAUUGUAAAAGGGAUUUUAGCAGAGACUUUAGUCUUUGGGGUGAGAGGAGAAUGGGAUUCUAGGCUGUUUACUUUAGGUGGAGAAUCCAUCUUCAGAACUUCGGACUAUUUUCCUUCAACUCCAAUGUAUAGAAAAACCAAACUACGACCUCAGAGCAGAGUAUUAAUGAAAAGCACAAAAAGGAACUUAAGUUCAGUGAGGGGAAUCUUUUAAAAGAAAUAAAUAAUAAGUUAAGGACAUAUUUUUCAAA